AUGGAAAAAAGAAACCAAACAAGAAUUGAAAACUUUCUCCUUCUGGGAUUUUCAGAGGAAGUAGGCCUGAAACCUUUCCUCUUUGCCUUGUUCCUGUCCAUGUACCUGAUCACCUUCACUGGAAAUCUACUUAUUAUCCUGGCCAUCAUCUCAGACUCCCACCUCCAUACGCCAAUGUACUUCUUCCUCUCCAAUCUAUCCUUCGCGGACAUCUGUUUCACCUCCACCACCAUGCCAAAGAUGCUGCUGAACAUGCAGACACAGAACAAAAUUAUCACCUAUUCGGGCUGCCUCACUCAAAUUUUUUUUUUCAUUGUUUUUGGAUGCCUGGACAAUUUACUCCUUACCUCAAUGGCCUAUGACAGAUUUGUGGCCAUUUGUCAUCCCCUACACUACACGGUCAUCAUGAGUCCCCAGCUCUGCAGACUGCUAGCUCUGGGCUCAUGGUGCCUCAGUGUCAUGGGUUCCCUGGUGGAAACCUUGACCAUUUUGAGACUUUCCUUCUGUACACACAUGGAAAUCCCCCACUUCUUUUGUGACCUUCCUGAAGUCCUGAAACUCUCUUGCUCUAGCAUCCUUGUCAAUAACAUAGUAGUGUACUUGGUGACUAGUGUCCUGGCUGUUUUUCCUCUCUCCGGGAUCCUCUUCUCUUAUUCUCAGAUUGUCUCUUCCAUACUGAGAAUGUCAGCCCCUGGGGGCAAGUAUAAAGCCUUCUCCACCUGCGGGUCUCAUCUUACAGUUGUGUGCUUGUUCUACAGUACAGGCCUUGGGAUCUACCUCACCUCCGCAGCCACAUCAUCAUCUCAGACUAGUCUGAUAGCCUCAGUGAUGUACACCAUGGUCACGCCCAUGCUGAACCCUUUCAUCUACAGUCUGAGGAAUCGGGAUAUAAAGAGAGCCCUGGCAAAAUUCAUCGGUAGGACAUCGACCUCUCAGUGA
Echinops telfairi (small Madagascar hedgehog) is the source of this 939-nucleotide messenger RNA. Its product is annotated as olfactory receptor 7C1-like. Gene Ontology annotation, molecular function: olfactory receptor activity; G protein-coupled receptor activity. NCBI's taxonomy places the organism in Eukaryota, Metazoa, Chordata, Mammalia, Afrosoricida, Tenrecidae. The transcript has a single exon. Bases 1 to 939 code for a protein of 312 amino acids. Gene Ontology annotation, biological process: G protein-coupled receptor signaling pathway. The record is from RefSeq and is a predicted model, not a curated record. Gene Ontology annotation, cellular component: membrane.